AUGAAUUUCUUAUUUGCUAUCACACUUUUGUUCGUCUGUGUCAUCGCAUCUUUUGCCCAAAAAUGUAAGUAAUUAUUCCGAAACUUUUCUAGUUAGUAUUCUAGUCUUUCACGGAAGUUAAACCUAUAUUUUGAAAGAAAAAUGUUGCGUUUCAGCCAAAGGCUCGCCAGAAUAUAUUCAACAACAACCUGCGUAUGAUUCUGAUAACAAUCACGAAGCUUUGAACAAAGUUAGCGCACAACUUUUGACUGUUUUAGCCGAGAUUGAAAAUAUGCAAGAGGGAAAUCAACAAUUGAAAAUGGCAGCUGAGAAACGACGAAACAAGUUCGAAUUCAUUCGAUUCGGCAGAAAAUAA
Molecule: messenger RNA, 355 nt
Organism: Caenorhabditis angaria
Lineage: Eukaryota; Metazoa; Nematoda; Chromadorea; Rhabditida; Rhabditidae
Source: the annotation of a GenBank genome assembly